Symbiodinium pilosum is the source of this 324-nucleotide messenger RNA. The record is from the annotation of a GenBank genome assembly. Lineage: Eukaryota; Dinophyceae; Suessiales; Symbiodiniaceae.
AUGGUCACCGAGCAUAUCCUCACAAGCCUCACUCGCAAGCGUAAGAUUGCUGACGUGGAGGUGCAAGACUUCGCACUCGUCGACAGUUCUUCGGAGCAGACGGACUUUGAUUUCGAGGAGGCGCUGGAGGCGCACGACCGGGCAGAAGCUGCUCGCGGAGGCCCAGUCCCUGCAGAAGAUGAAUUGCCUGACCCCAGGACUCUUCACGAGGACGAGAUAGCCAAGAGCCAGAUGACCUCUGCAGACUACGAGCAGAAGCUUUCCCCGAGCGAGGCGCUGCUGUCGAAGUUCAUUCAGAAGGGCGAGCAGCUCAUGCACUACCCG